AUGAGUUCUCCCGGCACGGAGAGCUCCGGCAAGAGCUUGCAGUACCGGGUGGACCAUCUCCUGAGCGCGGUGGAAAACGAGCUGCAGGCUGGCAGCGAGAAGGGAGACCCCACGGAGCGGGAGCUACGAGUCACUCUGGAGGAGAAUGAGCUGUGGCUGCGCUUCAAGGAGCUCACCAACGAGAUGAUCGUGACCAAGAACGGCAGGCGGAUGUUCCCCGUGCUGAAGGUGAGCGUGUCCGGCCUGGACCCCAACGCCAUGUACUCCUUCCUGCUGGACUUCGUGGCCGCCGACAAUCACCGCUGGAAGUACGUGAACGGGGAGUGGGUCCCCGGGGGCAAACCCGAGCCGCAGGCCCCGAGCUGCGUCUACAUCCACCCGGACUCGCCCAACUUCGGAGCGCACUGGAUGAAGGCGCCGGUUUCCUUCAGCAAAGUCAAACUCACCAACAAGCUCAAUGGAGGGGGGCAGAUCAUGUUGAACUCCUUGCACAAGUAUGAACCUAGGAUUCAUAUAGUGAGAGUUGGUGGCCCUCAGCGUAUGAUAACCAGCCAUUCCUUCCCAGAGACCCAGUUUAUAGCUGUGACAGCUUAUCAGAAUGAGGAGAUCACAGCUUUAAAAAUUAAAUACAAUCCAUUUGCAAAGGCUUUCCUUGAUGCAAAAGAAAGAAGUGAUCACAAAGAUAUGAUGGAUGAAGUUGGAGACAAUCAACAGUCUGGGUAUUCACAGUUAGGUGGCUGGCUUAUUCCUGGAACUGGGAGUCUGUGCCCCCCCUCCAAUCCUCAUGCUCAAUUUGGAGCACCUCUAUCCCUGUCCUCUGCUCACAGCUGUGAAAGAUUCUCAUCGCUGAGGAAUCAUCGUUCUGCCCCUUACCCCAAUCCAUAUGCCCAUAGAAACAACUCUCCAACCUAUGCUGAUAAUUCCUCGGCCUGUCUUUCCAUGCUCCAAUCCCAUGACAACUGGUCCAGUCUAGGAGUUCCCACACACACUAGUAUGCUGCCCAUGAGUCACAGCACUGGCACAUCUACCAGCUCCAGUCAGUAUCCCAACUUGUGGUCUGUGAAUAACAGCACCAUCACACCCGUGUCUCAGUCAGGUGGGAUGUCCAAUGGACUGAGCUCCCAGUUUUUGCGAGGCUCUCCAGCACACUACCCACCCCUUCCUCACUCUGUCACUGCCUCCUCCUCGGGAUCUCUGCUGUAUGACGCUGGCACACCAACAGACAUUUCUGACAGUCAGUAUGAUACCUCUGCACAUAAUAGGCUGGCAUCCACAUGGACACCUGUCACACCACCUUCCAUGUAA
Terrapene triunguis (Three-toed box turtle) is the source of this 1305-nucleotide messenger RNA. It is a transcript of the gene TBXT, whose product is annotated as T-box transcription factor T. Lineage: Eukaryota; Metazoa; Chordata; Testudines; Emydidae. The coding region runs from base 1 to 1305 and encodes 434 amino acids. The record is from RefSeq and is a predicted model, not a curated record. The transcript has 8 exons. Gene Ontology annotation, molecular function: RNA polymerase II cis-regulatory region sequence-specific DNA binding; DNA-binding transcription factor activity, RNA polymerase II-specific. Gene Ontology annotation, cellular component: nucleus. Gene Ontology annotation, biological process: somitogenesis; cell fate specification; regulation of transcription by RNA polymerase II.